Octopus bimaculoides (California two-spot octopus) is the source of this 3496-nucleotide messenger RNA. RefSeq lists its product as uncharacterized. The record is from RefSeq and is a predicted model, not a curated record. Lineage: Eukaryota; Metazoa; Mollusca; Cephalopoda; Octopoda; Octopodidae.
AACUAAACAAACAGGCAACCUAUAUCCCAGAAAAUUUCCUGUUCAUUUCAUUCCUUGCCGGGGGUAGGUAUGGGUGAGCCGUUCGUUAAUAUCUUCCUAGUUGCUCUUUCUUUUUAACAAAACACUCCUUACAAAAUUCUCUGACUAUUAUAUUAUGUCUUACACAACCCACGUAUUCCCAUGCUUGAUAGGUAUCUAUAGUAAUUCAUUAGUAUGUAGCUAUUUCAAUGUUAUUUGCAGCUUGAGCAAGUGCUGUCGACAGUUGCCUGACAAACGCCAAACCGCGCAAAAGUUUGAAGGCUGCAAAACCGCAUGACCAAGGUAACAGAAUUAUCUACAUAAUCCCAAGAAACAAACAGGGAAUCAAUGUGCUACCUCCUACAAGAAGAAUGUCUGAAGAUUAAGAUAUCCCUAACCAUCAAUUAUUUCUUUGGCAUGGACAUAUAAAAAUAUUCUUGUAUAUCUGUGCCCUCAAUAUUAAGAGCAUUCUAGUUAGCACCCAUGAACCACGAGUAGAAGCAGGAUACUCAUGCAGGGACUACAACAGAUACUUGGUCACUGCGAAACCAAGGGAAUCGUCUAUGAAGCUGAGGUUCUAGCCGAUCCUAAUUGUAGCAACAACACCAGCAACUUCCCCAGCGGCUACUACAGCAGCAGGGACGACAGAACCAAUAGUAGCAGCAGCAGCAUUGACACGAAGAGAACCAGCGGCAGCACCAUCGCCAGCGAUAACAACAAUAACAACAUCAACAACAGCAAUGGCAGUAUCCCUAACGGCAGCGGCCACUCAGCAGCUUCCCCAACGUCUACUACAGUAGCAGACUCGACAUUUCCAAUAGUAGCAGUAGCAGUCACACGAACAGAACCAGCGGCAGCACCAUCAUCAGCGAUAACAACAAUAACUGGAAUGGUAGUACCUCUAACGGAAAUAGCAGCAGAGUCAUUGCCAAUAAUAUCUAUAGCAUCAGUGACAGCACCUCCAUCAAUGACGAUGACCAUAACAACAACAUCUUUACCAACACCAGCAGUGGCGGCACCAAAACCAUCGCCACCUCCAAUGAUACCAACACUAACAGUGCCAGUACCAGCAACAGUGGUAGCAGCAACGCCAACACCAACACAAACAGACACAGCACCGCCAACACCCGACCACGGAGAUACAUCAGCUGCUCCAGGAAUACGAUGAAAACAACGCCUCUCAGACCACAAAUCCUCCUUCAGGCUACCGGAAAGGAGAUUCGUUACGUCAUUAGCCAACCGUGUAUGGCAGCUGAAAGAUAAUGGUAUUCCAUACACAAUAUCAUGGAGAAUCGUAGAAAAUUCAGGUCCUUACAUAAACGGGACCAAGCGUUGUAAACUAUGCAUAGCAGAACAGGCGAGGAUUCUAAAGGACUCCCUCAACCCGAACGAUAGCCAAAGGGAGACAAUCCCCUGUUGUUGACAUUGAGUAGCGAGGUCCUUUCCCCCUCCAUAUUCUAGAGAGCCACUCGUUAGAAAGUUUUUGAGCCAACCGGUUUUGGGAUCUGACGAUACACCAUAAAGCUACACGCUUUAUGGACGUGAAACCCAGGAUAAUCCCAUAAACCGGCUUUAUCUAACUUUAUAUAUAUAUAUAUAUACUCUUUUACUGUCUUUUGUUCGUUUUAGCCAUGCUACUGCGGUCAUGCUGGAGUACCACCGCGGUUUCGCUUAUUUCCUCAGUCUGAGGUGUUUCACAUCACCACUCCUGUAUGUACUUUUGUCCCAGCUGUUAGCUCAUUUGGUGCACUGCCCUCAUCUGUACCUCAUAUCAGGCUCUUCGUUCCUUUUUGAAGACAUCUACUUCCACCUUAUGGAGAUUUCUUCAUUUUUGUGGCAGCGCAUUGAAGAACUGUGGGCCUUGGAACCCCAGGCUUUUGCAGAACCUUUCGGUCGUAAAAGCACUCGACUACAAACAACCACUAGCCGUACAUAAAUUCCCCACCCUACCUUGCUUUAUUCAUAAAUACUUUCUUUUUUCCCCCCAUGACCAAAAAUAUUUCCUCACCCCCUCCCAUCCAAUUCCUCUUUAAAUGCCAACCCCACUAUUGAAUUCUGUGAUUCAACCUACCAGCUGAAACUACUGUAUUAUCUACUACCAUCCUGUUCAAUUCCCCCUUUCUCUCACUCCUCCAUAUUUUAUUUUAUUUUAUUCUAUUUUCUUUUUUUCUUCUUUUUCUUUCUCUUCUUUCUUCCCUUCUUCUAUUACUUAAUUCUCCCCACAUUUAUAUACCCCUCACAUACUGUGCCCUCCACACAUUCUGAUUGAAUCCUCUUUGCGUCAAUACGUACCUCCUUGCGACAAUGUAGCCUUUAAGCUAGUGAAGAUAUCCUUGGCCUGAAGAGUAGCCUGCGGUAUGCACUUCACUUGGAUUUUACCACUUCUGAGGUUCCACUCGCUAUGAAAUAUAUGUACCUCGGAUUUUCUAUACUCUUUUUCGUAACUCUUGUAUUCUUCUUCACACACUCGGCAACCCUGGUCGCCUACCGUGGAAUAUAAAAGAACUUUUUUUAGCUCAUCGUUCUUCAACAAAGGGAAAAAAAUCUGCAGCCUUGCGUCUCAAUAAACCACUAUUGUUCCUGAAAGUUGUUUUUUUAUAUUCACUUCAGAUUACUCGAAGCUAACUUUCUUCCUACACUUCGAUCCCUCGUUCUUAUUAGCAGCUCGUUACCUCAACCGCACGCUGUGUUGUGGUUCACUUCACUGUUGUCUGCGACUUCAUGGUUCACUCCACUUGUCUGUGACGCACUUUGUUCUAUGUUGAUUUUACACGCUUGAUUCUUCACACCACGAGAUUCUUUUCACCCGCGUGUUUUGUUUUAAUUUUUCUGUUUGUUAGUAUAUUGCAUAUUUUCUGUGCUUCUGUGCGUUAGUAUUUUUCUGUGCUUUUUCUGUGCUAGUAUUUUUACAUAUUGUUCAUUUCAUGUUAUUCUUAUCGUAGUUUACAAAUCCAAGUCUGAAAACGUUACUCAACUUUGGAGUUUUGGAAGCAGACGCCCCCUUCACAUACACACACACGCACAUGGAUGCAUAAAUGCACAUAUAAACUUAUAUAUGAAUACAUACAUCCACAUGCACUUAUAUAUUAAUGAUAUACACAAUUACAUGACAGUUAUACAUAAUACUGAAAUACGCAUAAAGUAUGCACAUGCAGACAAAUAUAUUAAUAAAACAAAUUAAAAUAAUUAUAAAAACAUAAAAUCAAUGAAAAGACAAAAGAAACAGUAAGAUGUUGAUUUUAUUACAAUGAACAGGUCAUGUCACAAUGAACUACAAUGAACAGGUCAUGUCACAGACGCUAAGCUAUAAAUUUUACAGGGUACAACCUUAAAGUUGACACGCUUCGCUUAGCGCAGAAAAUUUCUGUCUCGGUAUUGGCUAAAAAUAGAGUUUUUCCUAUUUCUAAACCUCAGCAACUUUUCCUCCAAUUUUUUCUCCACAGCAUCAUACCUUCAUAGCAAUGAGACUACAUUAUUA